Molecule: messenger RNA, 2000 nt
Organism: Ricinus communis (castor bean)
Lineage: Eukaryota; Viridiplantae; Streptophyta; Magnoliopsida; Malpighiales; Euphorbiaceae
Product: probable lipid phosphate phosphatase beta
Exons: 2
Coding region: 199-900 (233 amino acids)
Molecular function (GO): sphingosine-1-phosphate phosphatase activity
Source: RefSeq, a predicted model, not a curated record
UUUCUCAGCUGGGUGGAUACUAGGCUUCAUCUAAAUGCAUUAUUUCUGGCCCGAUUCUCGGCCCGAAAUUAUACCACCGGGCCAUCACUGCACCACAAUCUAAACGUCGUCGGUUUUACCUACUCUCCAAGUUUCCAUUCCAAACUUAACAAACAGAACCAUCGGAAAUCGUUGACCACCAUUCCAUAGCCGACGACAAUGGCCACCCAACAACAAGAACAACAACGACGACGACCGCUGCUUUGCCACCUAAUAAACUUAGACACAAAAUUCUCACUCUUUCUACAUUCUGUUUUCAGUUCAUGCCUUCCUUCUUCCAUUUUUCUCCUCCUCGAACUUUCCGCUGAUUUCCGAUUCUCCUUCCCAAUCACCCUCUCCCUUUUUCUCUCUCCCCUAUCGCCUCCUUUCCUCCACUUCCUUUCCCCUCUCCUCCUCGGCCUCCUACUCGACCUCGCCCUCGUCGGUCUCAUCAAAGUCACUUUCCGUCGCUCUCGCCCUCCUUACAACCCAAACAUGUCCCCUGCUGUUUCCGCUGACAAUUUCUCUUUCCCUAGCGGCCACGCGUCUCGUGUGUUUUUCAUUGCUUCUUUGGUUUCUUUGUCUCAGACUCUUUUUGAAACUGCUCUUUUGGAGUUGAGAGUGCGCGGUGGUGGAUGGUUCAUUGAGAAGUGGGUUGUGGGAGAUGAGAGUAAAGUUAUUGAGAUUGUUGUGUUUGUUGUGAGUAUUUGGGCGGCCAUUACUGCUUUAUCUAGGGUUUUGCUUGGUAGGCAUUUUUUUCUUGAUGUUUUGGCUGGUGCUUGUUUGGGCCUUUUUGAAGGUUUCAUCGCGUUUCGAUUCCUGCGAUUUGAGAAAUUCUUGAGCCUCUUGCUAAAUCAAAGGGUUGGCCAAGGUAAAAGUUAAUUGCUGUGGAGUGGAAGUUGUAGGAGCUGCUUUAUCAUUGCAAGCUAUUGGCUGGGGAUUUUAAAUGCGCCAUACAUGCUAAGAACAUCGCAUAUAAUGUGCCAGCGACAAAAAAUCUCGCAUGAUUGGUUUGAGGAUCCCCAAACACUUUGAAUACUGAAACAUAUGCCACUUGGCACUAUCAUCUUCUUACUUACAAACUCAUACUCUAUAAUUGACAACUGCUUUUGUGAAUCAAAUAUUUAUUCCUAACUUAUUUGUAUAAUUCAUGGUUCACAUUGGUUCUGACUCUGUUUCACUUGAAUUCUAAUGAAUAUGGUAAUAAGUGCAGCAAAACUGGUCCAUUGGAUCUUUAAUUGUAAGUGAUUUUAGACAAAUGUUUAAUGGUAACUGCUAGAAGCUACCAUACACCGGCCAUGUGCAAAUCUGCUAAUGUCGGCGGUCUUCUUUCGUCUGCUAUGGUACUGAUGUAAAGACCAUAAGCUUGAGUCCGUUAGGACUCGGAACACUUUAUAACUGUUCUUGACUGGUGUGGAACUUGGUUUACUUGCUGUUUUCUGAUCUACCUCUGCUUCACUGGGAUCUCCUUUGCUUCUGUUGGCUGAAUAUUUGAAUGGCCUAACAAGACUUGGUGAAUUACUUCUGGCCUUGUCAAUUAUGAUGCUGAAACUCCCAAGUUUUGGUCAAUUAAAUCGUAUGUUGGUAGCAAUAUCCGACUGUUUGUGCCAAUAACUAUCUAUUUGAUUGCUGUAUGUUGAACUGGGUUCUUGUGGAAGCCAUUUAAAUUCUAAAAGCAUUUGCUGGAAUUUUACUUAAUUACAUUCAUAGAUGUAGAAUUGCUAGAGGAAGGGAUUCUGUAUCUGCCAAUUUGCAAUUAGCUUUCAGAAGUUGGCAAGUAUAAGAGGACAGAAAAUUUGGAGGACUGAUGUGAACUGUUGUUGCUUUCUUAACUGUUUGUGCAGUUGUUUUGGACAUUUGUAAUGUGGAGUCCAGCCGAUUGAUUGUCGGAAUUGGCGACUGCAUGGAUCUAGUUGUUAUCAAUUGCCAAUCUAACAGAGCAGUUAGCUCAAUAAUUAAUGCAACAUGUGCUUUUUUAGAUA